AUGGUAAUCGGCAGCGAUAUACUUCCACAAAUCCUGCUGGAAGGUAUACAAAACAUUUGCGACACAAUACUUGCGCAAAAAACAAUAUUUGGCUGGAUUCUCAGUGGUCCAGUAACCGAAAAUGUGGUGUCAUUCUCGACACAAGUAGAAGAGUGCUCGAAUGCAACUCUCAGCUCUCAGCUUCGAAAGUUUUGGGAAGAGGAGGAGAUUCCACAGCCUCCACAAAUUUCCCCGGAAGAUCAGGCUUGUGGGCAUAUAUAUGCAACAACAACGACUCGUGCCCCAAACGGUCGAUACAUUGUGCGACUUCCAUUCAAGGAAGAAUUUCCAAAAAAGCUGUCUCUGGGCCACUCUCGGUCUGCUGCACUGCAGCAGUUUUUUAGCAUGGAGCGAUCGCUUCAGAAAAAAGGAGACUUAGGCACAAUGUAUAACAAUGUGUUGCAAGAAUAUCUCGACCUCGGUCAUAUGGAGCACACGAAGCCAUGUGAGAUAGUAGCUAAUGGCAAAUACUUCUCAUUCUACUUGCCACACCAUGCGGUCGUCAAACCAGAUAAGGUAACCACCAAAGUUCGCGUGGUAUUCAACGCCUCAAAAACAUCUGGUUCAGGAAAAUCCCUGAAUGACGUGUUGCACACUGGUCCCACACUCCAGCCAGAUCUCAUGCUGCUCAUUCUGCAGUGGCGAAUGUACAGAUUCGUGUUCAAUGGCGACAUUGAAAAAAUGUAUCGUCAAAUACUCAACCAUGAGGACGAUAAAGAUUUUCAGCGAAUCUUAUUUCGCACAUCGGCUGACUCUCCUGUCACCGAUUAUAAUCUUAAAACCGUAACGUUCGGGGUUAAUUGUGCACCAUACCUCGCUAUCCGUACCCUGCAUCAAUUAGCAGAUGAUACGAUAGCGACAUUUUCCUUGGCUGCCGCAAUACUUAAAACCGAAACGUAUGUGGAUGACAUCCUAUCCGGAAGUCAUGAUAUUGACAACGCCACUGAAUCACUUCUUCAAGUGAUCAAAGCGCUUAAGUCAGCUGGUUUCAUACUCAAGAAACUAACGGCCAAUCAUCCGACGGACUUUUACGGGUUAAUGGCCGAUUAG
Messenger RNA from Rhagoletis pomonella (apple maggot), 1089 nucleotides. RefSeq lists its product as uncharacterized. Lineage: Eukaryota; Metazoa; Arthropoda; Insecta; Diptera; Tephritidae. Bases 1 to 1089 code for a protein of 362 amino acids. The record is from RefSeq and is a predicted model, not a curated record. The transcript has 2 exons.